GAUGAUCAUCAUCAAUAUUUCGUAAUUUAUGCAUUUGUUUAUUUUAUGUAGUAACUUCAGAAGUAUCAGAGACAAAGGUAAACGUGCGUGUAAUUCACCUCGGUCGUCUGCUGAGUGUGUGCUUGACUAUAAGCUAGAAAAGGAGAAAAAGCGAUAUCUCGGGAAAAUGAAUAAUUGUUCAUUCACCUAUUGUUUACUUCAUUCUUAAAUGGACAGAGCCAUUAAGCAUACCAGAACAGAGACUAGAGAGACAGAGGAAAAUGUGCGUUAACCGAAUGAAGUAAUAGCAAAGCGACCGAAACCCAGUCGUGUUUACUUUGUAUGAAUCGCAGUGCUGUGAUACUUAUCACCUCCAGGAGUAAGAUAAGGAAGCAAGGAAGCAGCUGGGAGAAAUCAUGUCGAGUAGCGGUGAGAGCAGCAGUAGUUCGGCCUGGACAGGUACGAGGCUGCACAUCAAGGAAGGGGAGCUGCAAUGUGUUAAGGGUUGUGGAUUCUAUGGCAACCCAGCAUGGGAGGGCCACUGCUCCAAGUGCUACAAGGAGCAUCUCGCCCAGACUCAGCAGCGCAAGACUGUCUUCCACCCUUCCCUCAAGCUCCGCAACAAAGUGAGUCGAUCAGUGAGUGAUGUCUCGGACUUCACAUCAUCAGCCACCUCAAUCAUGAGUAGGAAGUUUGACCGCUUUGAGGAAAAGCGGCGCCAGCAACUUGACAAAAAGACCAAAGCUGUCAAAUCUAUCUUCCGGAAGUCACAAGGCAAAGAAGGAGGUAAGGCUGGAGAAACAUCCAGGCCUGUCAGGCAGCUGAGCAUGGAGUCUCUGGGAGCAGGCCAACAGUUCAAUGAGUUCCUUAAGAGCUUGAACAAGGAUGUGCAGUGUGGUGUCAGUAAGCUGAUUAACAAUUUCCUGGAGAAGAUGCUCAGAGUGGUGGAGUUUCAAGCUGUUGAUGAAUCUAGUGAGCAGGUACAAGAUUUCUACACCACCAUGAAUGACAUGAUAACCCAACAGCCAGUUUAUGAAGGUUUAAAUCAAGAACAGAUUGACAAAAUAAAUGAACUGACAGAGAGAUAUAUUACCACAAGACUGUACAAGCAGCUGAAUAUUGGUGUGAAUGCCGUUUGCGAAGAGAAGGAUUUGGCAAUUCAGAACAGGAUCAGAAGUUUGGCAUGGGUCUCAAGUCAACACCUGGAAUGUGGGGUGCAAGAGUCCAGUCAGGAGGUGCGGGAAACCUUGGAUUCGGUUAUCACAGAGCUGCUUGAGAUGAACAGCAAACGUGUGCCUUCAGACAAGCUGCAGUGCCUGGUGUCUGCUGCCCACCAUGUACUGCAGGUCCUCAAACAGUCUCACUCUGGCACGCUGGCUUCUGCUGAUGACUUCCUGCCUGCCCUCAUCUACUGUGUGCUGCAGGCCAACCCACCUCUCCUCCACAGCAACAUCUCUUUCAUCACUUACUUCUCUCAGCAGCGUAGCCUCCAGAGUGGUGAGGCAGGAUACUUCUUCACCAACCUGUGCUGUGCUGUGGCAUUCAUUGAGCAUGUCACUGCACAGAGCCUUGGCCUGACAGAGGAUGAAUACCAACGUUAUAUGACUGGUCUUGCACUGCCUCCACAUGCCCUGGAUGGUGAUGCAUGGCUCUGUGAGGGAAUGCGGGUGAUGCAACAGAAUUUGAAGACUCUUGAUGACCUGCAAGCAAAAAUGGAACACCUGGUCACUCACUCGGAUGAACUGAUGCAAGAGAUGGAUGAGCUACAAGAAAGUGUCAGCAAGGAAGUGGCAAGUGUGCUGGAGAAGAAUCCACUGACCAUCCAUCCCUGCCGUAAAGUUGCCAUUGACGAGGAGCUCCCAGCCUCCCCUCUCCUCCCAUCCCCUCUUACACCUGAGGUUCCUCCUCUCAGUCCUGACAUUAUUGCUGCCCAGCAGUCUCUGUCAUUUCUCCAACAACUGGGUGAUGGAGGAAGCCAGACAACCUCUCCUGACCUGCCAGAUGCCUCCACCCAAGCAUCCAAAUCCACAUCUAGAAAUGCCUCUAAGUCCAUGGGCUCUGAAGCAGACCUCCUUAGUCUUGAUAUUGAUCUUGAGGAGACAGAUAACAGCAUGCUUGGCUCAGCUGGCCUUUUGGGGUCAGACAUUGACCUCCUGGGUCCUGAUGCAGAUUUCCAAGAAGUCAAAAGUGGCAUGGUAGAGUCAGCUUCUGGUCUUCCUGACCUGAUAGGUCCUAUAAGGUCUACUGAAAAUUCAAAAAUUACCAAGAAUCAUAAAGACUUCCUUAAUCUUGAAGAAAUUGGAUCAAAUCAGGUAUCAAACCAAGGCAUGUUUGCACUUAAUCAAUCCUAUUCAAGUAUGUCAACAAAGAACAUGAUGGAAUAUUCUAGUCCUCAAACAAAGAGUGAGAAGCACAUGUCUGACACACUGUCAAGACAGGCCUCAUUACCAUAUUCUGGUUUUACAAUUCAGGGAGGAAAGAUACCUAGUAUAGCUUGUGACACUGGCAAUACUCAUUCCCUCUCUUCUCCCCAUGAACAGUCCCAGCCAGGUAGCUCAGAUCCACUGUCUCCUCCCUUAGUUGGAUCACACCCUGCUCUUCCUCCUCCUCUCAUUCCUUCUGUUCCUGGGGAAAGGCAGGAAGCUGGUGUUUCAGGACAGAAAAGCAGUGAAAAGAAAGGAGAUGCUCUUGAUAAAGUUUGUGAUGUUUUAGGAGAAAUCGUAGAGACAUUUGAUAGUCUCUUGUAGGAUGACAGAAUGAAGGAUGUUUUGAUCAGAGAAGAGAGAAGAAGGAGAGACAAAUGAGGUACUAUACUUUAAGAUUGUUGUAGCUGAAAUGCUGUGGCUAUCUUUAGUGAGAAGAUCCCCAGAAAACACUGCCCUUAAAGGCUGAAGCUUCAAACAACAAAUAGGUGUAAUAUCACUAAUGCUACCCAUACUUGGUUGGAGGGCAAAAUAUCAACUCUGUUUCCACUACAGUCAGUGCCAGACAGCUUUGGAGUUUACAUGGUAUUUUGUGCUUCCUCCUCCAUAAUCUGAGAAAAAAAAAAAAAAAAAAAAAAA
Molecule: messenger RNA, 3041 nt
Organism: Portunus trituberculatus (swimming crab)
Lineage: Eukaryota; Metazoa; Arthropoda; Malacostraca; Decapoda; Portunidae
Gene: Rabex-5
Product: rab5 GDP/GTP exchange factor-like
Exons: 12
Coding region: 396-2726 (776 amino acids)
Biological process (GO): vesicle-mediated transport
Cellular component (GO): endocytic vesicle; cytosol
Molecular function (GO): small GTPase binding; DNA binding; zinc ion binding
Source: RefSeq, a predicted model, not a curated record